CAAGUGGCGGGCCUGGUGUGCGCGGUGCAUGCCGGGAGGUAACACGGAUGCAGGGACAAGGUGCGGCGGCGCUCCUGACGUCCAAAACAGCACCACAAACUGUUGGAAUUCAGACAUAACCGCCGCCCUCUUCUGCUCUGGCUGCCUCAGCAUCGGCCUAGAUCGUCCAACGUGGCCCCCCUCGGACGGAUCUUGUGAGAAUGGAAUCCCUGGGCAGUCCCGGAGGUGCGCCAGCCUCUAGUACCACCCCCAACCCCACCACUCAGCACCAACCCAUGCACUACUCCGCCCCUCCCCACAUCCCCAGUAUGACCUCAUCAGGUCCCCACAUCACAUCCCCACCCCCUACCCUGUCCUCAGGACAACCCCCUCUGACCUCCAACCCCUCCACGAUGACCUCCCCCCAUCUUGUACAGACCCCCUCCGUCCUGACCUCCUCCCACCCGCUGCACCUGCACCCAGGGUUUGGCAUGCCGGGAGUCAACCAGGUGUCGUCAUCCAUGCAGGAGGACGUCAAGCCAGUUAUUAGUCAACUAGGGCCCACCCCCCUGCAGAACGUGUCCCCACACAUGAUGAACACACCACUGAUGGUGAACACGGGGCAGCUCACCCCCCCAGCCCAGCCGCUGCAGUCCCCCCGCCCCUCCCAGACCCCCAUGGGCCUCUCCAAACACAUCUGUCAGAUCUGUGGGGACAGAGCCUCGGGGAAGCACUAUGGAGUCUACAGCUGCGAGGGGUGCAAGGGCUUCUUUAAACGAACAGUACGUAAGGACCUGACCUAUGCCUGUCGGGACAAUAGGGACUGCGUGAUCGACAAACGUCAGCGAAACAGAUGUCAGUAUUGCCGGUACCAGAAGUGUUUAGCGAUGGGGAUGAAAAGAGAAGGAGAUACUGAUGGGAACAUAGAGCAGUUAAGAAUGGAAGACGUACAAGACCAACGGCAGGGAAGCGGGAACAGUGCCGUGCAGGAAGAGCGACAAAGAAGCAAAGAGGGAAAAGAUGGGGAGGUGGUGAGCACGACAAACCCAAAUGAAGACAUGCCUGUGGAGAAGAUACAGGAGGCUGAGAUGGCUGUGGAACCCAAGGAUGGAAAUCUUGUUGAACAACCGGCUGCGAGUCCGACACAGGAGAACGACCCUGUGACGAACAUCUGUCAGGCCGCGGACAAGCAGCUGGUCACGCUGGUAGAGUGGGCCAAGCGGAUUCCGCACUUCUCUGACCUUCCUAUAGACGAUCAGGUCAUCCUACUCAGAGCAGGUUGGAACGAGCUGCUGAUCGCUGCGUUCUCCCACCGCUCCAUCGACGUGAAGGACGGGAUCCUGCUGGCCUCCGGACUCCACGUCCACCGCAGCAGCGCCCACCAGGCCGGCGUGGGAACCAUCUUCGACAGAGUCCUCACGGAACUGGUCGCAAAAAUGAGGGACAUGAAAAUGGACAAGACAGAGCUUGGCUGCCUGAGAGCUAUUGUUCUCUUCAACCCAGAUGCCAAAGGUCUAACGGACCCGUCCUUGGUGGAGAGCCUGAGAGAAAAGGUUUAUGCCUCCCUGGAGGAGUACUGCAAGCAGCAGUACCCUGAGCAGCCUGGCAGGUUUGCCAAGCUGCUGCUUCGCUUGCCCGCCCUGCGCUCCAUUGGCCUCAAGUGCCUUGAACACCUCUUCUUCUUCAAGCUGAUCGGAGACACGCCCAUCGACACAUUCCUGAUGGAGAUGCUGGAGGCCCCGGGCCUGGGCCAGACCGCGGCGUCCCAGGGACAGGGGCCCAUGGCGCAGGCCGCGGCGCAGCACCGCGAGGCACAGCAGCAGGCACAGCAGGUCCAGCCACCCUCCUGAACCGGCGGGGAAUCCUGUAAGGAUGGGAGUGGCGAGUCGUGGUUGUAGAUAAGUAGUGAUAGGUAUGGAGUAUCCGAGAUGGUGUCCUGAAGAAAGGAGAGAUUGUACAGCAAAGGGUACUUACCUACGCCUCCUUUUUCCAGCUUUGCAAGUCAACAUAGUUGGCUAAUGUUGGGUUGUCUGAUCAGUUUAUGUACAUGUUUGACUGUUUUGAGUCAGUAGUGUAUUUUAGCUCAGCUUUUUACAAUAACUUACAAGGACUCAAAGGGGCGCUCUGUUGUGUUUGCCAUACCUUUGCCUAGCUUUAUACAGUAGACUUCCUUUGCUUACUACAACCAUUAUUAUCCACAUUCUGUAGGACUGUUGUACCUAGGAUGUAGAAAGAGAGCUGCCUUUGCAUCAAAUGCUGUGGGUAUGUGUACAUGUGUAAGGCUUUAAGAAAAAAAAUAUAUGGGGCUAGUGGUGACAACACAGUGUGUAUUGGCAGCUGUUCAUGUCAAACCUUUGUCAGAUGGAGGGGUUCAGACCACUUCAUAAAUGUAUGUACAUGUAUAACCUGACUAUGUAAAUCAGAAGUUAUAUAGUAUGGUGUAACUCUGUUAUGUGAACCAGCUGCUCUGAUGUGUACAAGCGCUGAACUAUAGUGCAGUGUGAAAGGUAUUGGUGCGGGGGUUGGCUUGUUACAUGUACAUGUAUGUGUAGCAUUGUCCUGUUCCUUUCCAGUUUUAAAUGUAACAGUGGGAAGUCCAGAUAAGUUUCAGUUCAGCUCUGUGCAAUCCUGGUUCCAAAUUAAAAGAAUUGUUGUGCCAGGCAACAAAAUUCUCUAUUUUCAAACACUACUUUGCUUAUUUCUCCAAAACGUUAAGAAGAAAUUGGACUGAGUGUGAAAAGAUGCACUCACUGCCAUGCCAGUUCCAGUGGAUGUAACAGUGUACUGAAAAUGCAUUUAAGUUUGCAGGGAUUUGAUUUUUGUGGUAGCUGGAAAAUAGAGUGUUUACAUGGUAUUGAGAUGGCAGUAUCACCAUAUACUGUAGCCACAUACUGUAAAGGAAAGUUUUGAGUUUGCAUUGGCCACCCCAAAAAUGUGAACAUAAAACCACCUCAAACAUUUCUUUAUUUACAGCAUGAAAAUAGGUGCCAGCAAACCUGGGCCAUUUCUCUUCAGUUGCUUGGUGCAAAAUUGACUUGGAAUUAGGAAUUGCACCAUGUCCCAGUUAAAAAUGUAAUGAAAAUUUGUUUCCCUAUAUGUAUCAUGUAAAAUUCAGUGUAUAAGGGUAGGGUUGGGGGGUGACAAGUACUGAGAUACAGGGAUAACUGUGUACAUGACUGUGACUACACUGAGGAAGGGUUAGGGCUAAGUGAGAAUGAAACUUAUUAGAGACAAGUGCUGGUUUCAAGUCAUUGGGUUAGUGAUUUGGACACUUUCUCACGAAAAAAAUGUCUCCUUAUCUUUGUGUUGGAAGAAGCUACAUUUGUAAUGAUGAGCUAAGUGCUGAUGUAUAUACACCAGAGGCUAGAGGUACAUGUAAUUUAGAGUCAUUGUAACCUAGAGUUGCCUAUUGUUGUAGUUUGACAAUCAGUUGCUGUAGUUUUGUAGCCCAGUUUGUGGAUGGUUAUGAGUACCAUAUACAUGUAGGUGGUGGUAGCUUACUUUCAGAUUCCUUGUGUAGUCACAGUUUAAUUUUUUUCUGUACUUAGAGAAGUGAAUAACAGAGUUCACUGUAUGAUGUAUGCCUUGAAAAUUGUCCACUUGUCAAUAUCAAUGUAAAUAUUCUAAUCUAGAUUUCUGGAAUUUUCUUUCUUGGUAGGGGCAAAGGAGCCUCUACCUUUUCUUCUAUUGAAAUCAACUGUAAAAUAAACUAAUGAUAACAAUGAUUUCGGUGCUUUGAUAUUAUGCUCACAAGUAAGGCAUAUGUAGUCAUAUCUAAUGGUAGAUGCUAUGAUUACAAGUACUCUUGUGGUGUGGUUCACAUGAUUUUGAUGGCUUACGGCUUGCUAACUGUGGAGUGACUUGGGGGAAGAUGUUUUAAGUGUCAGUUGGGUACAUGUUGUGUACUCUUUUUUAACAUGUCCUUAAUGUGGCAUUCACACAUUAUUGUCCACUGAAAGCAUUAUUUUGUAUUUUCAAUGCUUUUCAAGUGUUACUGUAACACACUUUUCACUGUAAGUCUUUUAUUUGAUCUUUGAAAAAGAGUAUAAAGAAAUAAGGAGCUAUAAAUGAAAGAAAUGUGAACAUUACAUAUUAGUGUAUCUACCAUGCUGUUUACAUGUUUAAGUUUUAUAUGCUGCCCAAACUACUUCUACAUGUACAUGUAUGUUCAUCGUAAGUAAGUGAUCAUUUACAAGAACUAUUUCUUUUGGGGCAACAUUUGAACAGAAAGAUCAUACCAAGGAAUACUGGUAGUUCAUAUUUCAUGGUAUCAUGUAUUGCCCUUCUUCGUACACCAGGUUUUCACAGAACUGUGUUUAUAAACUGAUUACUAGCUUCACAACCGUUGACAUUUUUGAGAGAACUACUAAACAAAGAUCCAUGAUUGGUCCAUGUAGAUAAUUGUUAGUGCUGUAUGCUGUUAGUAGCAGUGGUGAAAAUCUAUUGUGUAAAACAAGCCAGUAGACCUUAUCUGGAAGACAGAGUCCCUACCGACAGAACACACUAUUUUGUCAGGAAACGGAGGUGUAUGUAUGAGCAAUAAAGUAUACUGCAUCUCUGCUUACAGA
This is a messenger RNA of Branchiostoma floridae (Florida lancelet), 4547 nucleotides long. RefSeq names its product retinoic acid receptor RXR-alpha-B-like. Gene Ontology annotation, biological process: anatomical structure development; retinoic acid receptor signaling pathway; positive regulation of transcription by RNA polymerase II. Gene Ontology annotation, molecular function: zinc ion binding; retinoic acid-responsive element binding; nuclear steroid receptor activity. Gene Ontology annotation, cellular component: RNA polymerase II transcription regulator complex; nucleus. The transcript is spliced from 12 exons. Lineage: Eukaryota; Metazoa; Chordata; Leptocardii; Amphioxiformes; Branchiostomatidae. The coding region runs from base 201 to 1829 and encodes 542 amino acids. The record is from RefSeq and is a predicted model, not a curated record.